Phragmites australis (common reed) is the source of this 3971-nucleotide messenger RNA. RefSeq lists its product as uncharacterized. Bases 48 to 3971 code for a protein of 1307 amino acids. Gene Ontology annotation, cellular component: condensin complex; nucleus. The transcript is spliced from 5 exons. The record is from RefSeq and is a predicted model, not a curated record. Gene Ontology annotation, biological process: mitotic sister chromatid segregation. Lineage: Eukaryota; Viridiplantae; Streptophyta; Magnoliopsida; Poales; Poaceae.
CGAUACAGUUAUACGAGAUCAACCAAACACACCUAAAAAGAGGUCCAAUGAACUUCCCUCAUUGCUUGGCAAAAUAUCACUGCUCCCGCCCUUCUAGAAUAACCCAGAUCUAUGGGUCGGGUUUGGACAACCCAUAUACUGCAGAUGGGCUUUGGUCACUGGACUCCGUGCGGCCCGUAAGAAACACGUGGGCUCACACUUGCUGCAACAUCCCGCUACAGCCCAAAAGACCCAAUUCUUCCUCUUCCCCUCUCUCUCUCCUCCCGAACCCAAACCAAACCACACCUCUCUCUCUCUCUCCCCCCAUCUACCCCUUCCCUCCCAAAUUCCCCCUCGAUCCCGCGCUCCAUUUCGAACCCCCACCCCAAUCACACAUCUCCGCCGCAAUGCCGCCCGCGCGCCGCCGCCGCCGCAAUGCCGCCCCAGCCGGCGCCGACGAAUCCGUCCCCUCCUCCGCCGCCGACCUCCUCGCCCUCGCCGCCACCCUCAUCCCAGCUGCCACCACCGCCUCCGCCCUCAAAGCCCCUCCCCAACUCAAGCAACUCGUCCACUCCCUCCCCGCCAACCACCCGCUCCUACUCUCACUCCCCCAAGCCCUAGCCCUCGGAAUCUCCUCCCACCCCGCCUCCGGCUCCAGCUCCGACCCGCCUCCGCCCCCGCGCUCCGCCGCCGUCCUCCUCCACCUCCUCCUCACCCACCCCUCACACCCGCCGCGCUGGGACAACCUCCUCCGCCCGCUCGCUCUCCUCCACGACCGCCUCGCGGUCCUCGCCACCGCCGAUGCGCCGCUGGCCGCGCUCGCAGUCACCUGCUUCGGGCUCGCCUGGCGCGCCGACGCGCCGGGCCGCGACGCGCUCGUCGCGCAGACGCUGCCCUACCUCGUCGCCCUAGUGCUCACUGCCGGCUCCAGCGCCAGGCCGGUCCUCCGCCGCCUCUUCGCGUUCCGCGACGCGCUGCCGCUGCUUGACUACGCCGACGAGAGCAUCUCAGACUUCAAGAUGCUCCUGCUGCGCUGCUUCGUGUCGCCGCUGUUUCUCAAGGCCGAGGAAGGGAGGAAGUUCCUGGCGCUCGUGCUCGGCGUCAGCGAGGGUAUCGCCAGGGAGGGGCUGGAGCUCGUGAGGGCGCAGGUGGGGAUGACGGGGGUGAAGCGCGCGGCGCUGGUGGCCUACGGGGAGGUCGUGUUCAGGGCGUGGAAGGACGGGGGCUGGGUUAAGGGGGAGGUUGGGGAGGGAUUCCUGCAGGGCAUGAUGGAGGCCGCAGUGCACGCCGGGAGCAAGGAGGUGGCCAAGGCGGCCAGGAAAAUCCUAUGGGCGUUUGUGGAACAGAGGGCGGUUGCUGGGGUUGAAAAGUUGGUGUUCCGGCUUGCCGAACCUGUGCUAUUCCGAUCGUUGCAGGUUGCGAACUCCAAUGUUCGCCAUAAUGCUUUGCAUCUUCUGUUAGAUCUGUUUCCCCUUGAAGAUCCAGAUGUGACAAAGGAUGUUAAUGAUCCUCUACUAGAGAAGCAGUUCUUCUUGAUAGACAAGCUCCUCAUGGAUGACUACCCAGAAAUACGAGCAGUUGCAGUUGAAGGAAUCUGUCGUAUUCUUAACCAAUAUUGGGAAGUUGUACCUUCUCUAACUAUUUCAAAAUUUCUGAGUAAAAUUGUUGAUGACAUGUCCAAGGAUUCUUGCAAUGAGGUUCGGCUGUCAACACUAAAUGGUCUCAUAUACUUGCUCGACAAUCCACAAAGUCAUGAAAUACUGAAAGUUCUACUCCCAAGAUUAAGCGAUAUGGUCUCAGAUACUGCUCUGUAUGUCAGAGUUGCAGCUGUUGAUCUUCUUUUAGCUAUUCGUAAUCUUCGAUCUUUCCAAUACAAUAAGGUUGUUGGCCUGGGUACUUUAUUAUCUUCACUUGCAAAUGAUCAUUCCCGUGUUGCUCAAAAAAUCACAAAGCUUCUCAUUCCUUCUUAUUUUCCAUCAAAGCUGACUCCAAAAGAAGCAUGUGCUCGCUGCAUUGCACUAAUAAAGAGGUCACCUACAGCUGGGGCAAGGUUUUGUGAAUUUGCACUGUCUGAAGGGUCAUCCCCAAGGUCUAUUGUUGAGCUAAUCAAAUUCUCUAUUACUCUGGCAUUGUCACGAACAGGACUUAACUCAGAGCAGAUUGAUGGUCUUAUAAUUGCUUCGGUCAAUCUUAUUAAGAGCUUAUCUGAUGAGCGCUCUAGUUUGACUGCUUUGAGAGAAUUCUUUGCAAAUGCGAAGUUAAGGUUGGUCCUUAAAACUGUUGUUUCUGACGGUGCCCGGGCUGCUAUUCUUUGUAUCACUCCAGUUAUUUUACCUGAUGAUCUAUAUGUGCUUCACGAGGAAUGCAUGGAUAUAGUUAUGAAUGCUCCUAGAAUUUCAAAGCAAGAAGAAUGUCAGGAAGCUGUGUUGGCAGCACAUAAGUUGAUAGUUUUGAGUGGCUGGUCUGAUGAACUGUUUGAAGCACUGACAAAUAUUCUACAAUAUAAAGCCUCUGAUUUCGCUGAGAUCUAUGGACUUGAACCUCCUUUGUGUCCUGUUGCAUCUUCAAGGAGGAAGAAAGGGAAGUCACUUAAGAAAACACCAGCACCUGACCAUGUUGGAAAGGGGUCAUCCAAAUCAAAAAUCAGCGAUGAAGAACUUGCUGUUGCAGCGGGGGCAGCAUGGCAAAUCAAUGAGAUACUAAAAGCUGAGGAAAUGAGAGAUGACUUUCUGCAAUCUUCUUAUUCAGAAAUUGCAUUUUCGUCCCUGAAGAUCAUUUCUCAUGUGUACAUCGAGCAGUGCCCAUAUUUGGACUCUUUAGACCUUACGCCUGUGUUGGCCUAUUUGAGUCUGGCUACAUAUAGUACUCUUCCAAAUGUUGAUCAAACUGGUAUAAGCUGCUCUGAGUCAUCAACUGCCAGUCAGUCACUGGAUCGUCUGCUGAAUAGUUUUGACAAACUCCUAAAUGGACAUGUUAAGAAUCCACCAUCGAAGUUGAACCAGAAUGGCAAAGCUUCACGGCAGAAACAACAGCAGAAAGAAGCAUCUGAAGGAAAUGCAGUGAAAGGCACAGUUAAUGUGAUUAUGCUGGGCACUUCAAUUCUCAAGUUUAUCGUUGACACAACCACCAUCAAGCUGGUCAACGAUGAUAAAGUAAGAUGCCUCAAAUUCGCAUCAUCCUACACAAAAUAUGCAGUAUCAUCCAUAAAAAAGCAUCAAGAACAGAAUUCAUCUUUCAAGGGGGAUGAUCUAAAGGAUGCACUGAUGCUUAUACGAAGCUCCUUCACAUACGCGGCCAAGCUACUUCAUUUGGUGCUAGGAAGCUCGACUGAGUUGUCGAGUCCUCCAGAGGAGGCUUUCUUCCUUGCCAAUAAUCUGCUUGAUCUAAUACCCUCUGUCGAGUCCUUCACAGGCUCAAAAUUUGCACUGAGCUUCGUUUCUGCUCUGAAGCAAUGGCUACCUGUUCUCAUACUGGGUCUUGUAUGCCGCUGGCUGAUCGGAUCACAAGAUGAUAUGGCUGCCAACGUCUGCCACUUCGGUGAAUCUAGCUUGCCACUGUGGGUCACUGCCGUGUCAAAGAACGAGCUGCUUGAUGCUGAAGAGCCGAGCAAGGAUGACCAAAGUGAGCAGGCUGGAGAGCGUGAGGACUCACCAUCAUCCAGGAAGCUGGCUGAAAUGAUGGUGAUCCUCCUGAAGAAAGGAAGCCCCAGAAUCCUUGACUCUGUGGGCGGAGUCCUCCUGUCCACCCUCCAGUUGGCGCUGCAGAGAUCGGAGUACGGCAUCGUCUUGGGCAUGACUCGUUUCGUUUGUGCCAGGUUGCUCGGGAAUGACUCCUCGGCGUUGGAUAAGCUGCAGCUUACCCGGGACUCUCUUCGUGAGAAUUUCUUUGAGAUUGAUAGGUAUGUCAGGGACGAGCUUGCUGAUGACGAUGAUUCGAGGCAGCAACUGGAGAGCACAAAGGUGCUGAUAAGAUCAGUUCUCACUGAUGUUUGA